UAGCAUAAUCAGUACUAUAGUGUCUUCUGUGGUGACAGGAACAUAUUUGUGUGCAUCUCUCUCGUCGUAUAAUUUUAACGGAAUUCUUCGUGGGUAGAAUUUUUUUUACCGUCGAAAAGGAUCGAUUUUUUUUUCAUUAACUGUGUGAUACAACUGUAAAGAAAAAGUUCAACGAAUUUAUUUGAAUAGAAGCAUUUUUAACAGAACGAUAUAUCUGUUUCACAGUGAAUAGUAGUGAUUUUCAUAAAUUUGUUUCCACUUUGGAUUAAAUACUCACAAUGCACUUGAUAAGCAAGGCGUUUGUUGCGACACUACUCAUUGUAACAUGGUUUCAUAUCGCUGAAGCUGAAACAAAAUCCAAAAUUGAAUCAACAUCACAAUCAAUUGUAAGCCGAUUGAAUCCAGCACUCCGAAAGGCCUUGCUGAAAGCUCUAACCAACAUAGAAAAUGAAGAAACUACUGAAUUGAAUGGUAUUCAGGAAACAACUGAAGACGAACUGCUCGAAGAGAGCACCAAAGCUGAUUUGAAAUCAUUAAAUUUGUAUAACUCAUAUUUGACGGAUGGCGCGAAAAAUUUUACACAAAAAAAUGAGAAUGAAAUUAUUCAUACGAUAAUUUUGAAGAAGGCGAAAACGACGGCGGCUCCAAUCGAUUCGUCGAGACAAGAUGAUCAAGUCAUUAUUCAAUUUGGUGCACCUGACCCGGUCAAAGACAGCGAUGUACACAUUGAAACCGUUCAGAUUGCCCGUAGUGUUAAAACCAAUGAAAUUGAGGAUGGAGAUAGUGAUACGGCAAACAAUAACAGUGAUGAAAACCAAAACGACUUUGAAAUAACAACUUACAAACCACUCACAACAGCUGACACAACCACAAAUUUAGCUGAAACAAGAAAAUCAUCAUCUCUUACCACAUCAACAUCCACAACGACAACAACAACCACAACGACUACAGAAGCGCCAACCCAUAACGAAGAUGGUGAAAAUAUUGAAAAAGUUUCAAAAAAUGAUGUGAAAAUUUAUCAAGCGCCACUUGUUGCCGCCUUUACCGUUCAACAAGAUGCACUUGGUUUACCAAAAAAUGUGAUUCCAUUGAUUCAUCCAGUUCGUACGGCACCAGCUGUUGCGCGACCAAUUCAACAAUUCACAAUAAGUUCAUCGACAUCAGUGAAUACAACACCAAAAACCCCAUUGAUCAAUACAACACCUUUGGCACAACAUUUGACACUUGAACUGCCAUCGGUGAAUAAUGCACCAUCGUUCAGUCUGUCAAAGUCAUUGGAAUUGCCAUCAACAAAGGAGGCUGCAUUCACAACAUUUGCAUUGGAUCAAAAACGGAAGCAACUUGAGGAACAAAUCGCACAAUUACAGGCUCAACAACGUCAAACAGAAGAGACUUUCCGUCAACGACAAGCAUAUCAAGAGCAACAAGCAUUGAAUCGACAACAAGAGUUACUUUUACAACAACGUUAUCGAUUUGAAGAGGAAAAUCGAGCACGUUUACACCGUUACGAACAGGAACAACAAUUGUUGAGACAACAACAAUUUCAAAAUUCACAUUUCUUAACGAAUUUACCAACGCUUAACCAUUUGACACCACCGCCUGCCGAUCAAUCGAGCUCAGUACAGGUCAUUCCUAGUCUUUCAUUUCCAACACAACAAUUGUUGCCAGUUCGUGAAGCCGGUGAAUUUCGAUCAAAACCACCCACAUUCACCCCAUCACAACCACUACCUGUAUUUUCAAAUAAUUCACCAUUGCUAAAUCCAAAUCCACAAUUACCAUUGAAACCAGCACAACAAUUCAUUUCUGGCAUAACCGGUCAUCCAGCAUUGAAUAAUAUCGAUCCGAUUACAAUAAGCGAUCAAACACGAAGCCGUAAUCGAGUCUUUCGACAGGAAUCGGGCACAGCAAACUUUGGUUUAAAUUCGAUAAAUACAAAUUUUCCACCAAUCUAUCCAAUUUACAACGUUGACAAUCAAUUACAAAAUUUACUUUACCAAUCAGGCGUCGGUGGACGAUCCAACGAAGACCUAAACAUUAUAUCAAAAGUUUUAUCAUUAAAUCAUGGUAUUCAAUUGCCGACAGGAACGACUACUUUUUACCCCACCAUUCAGGGUCGAUUUAUAAGAAGUGCACCGAAUUAAUUUGUGACCGGAAAAAACGUGUUUUAGCGGUUUUUCUACUUGCAUAAUGUGCAUAAUAUGUACAGUGUGAAAAAUUGAACAAUGUAAACGUAUCUAAUAGUUUAACACUUCAAAUCAUAAUAAAAAUCGAAUAUAGUCAAUUCAACAAAUAAUAAUGACAAGAGAUGAAUAAAAACACAAAUAUUUUGAGAAAAUACAAGAAAACACAUAUUUAUGUUUAGAAACAAUAACCAUCGCAAUUCUUUAUUGUACUUUAUUGGAGGUUUUGUUUUAGUUGCCGAUUGCUGGACGUAACGAAAGAAAAUUAAGUGCCUGUCGUUUGCGGUUUUUUUUCUCGCUUAUAUAUAUAUAUUUAUAUACUUUAAGAUAUUAAAUUAUUCUGUCUUUUCUGCCCCUCUUCACCGAUUAAAUGCACUGUACAAUUUGGAAUUCGCCCUUUUUAAAUUGAAUUAUUUAAUAAAAAUGAAGUGAAA
Contarinia nasturtii (swede midge) is the source of this 2614-nucleotide messenger RNA. RefSeq names its product ras guanine nucleotide exchange factor B-like. The coding region runs from base 279 to 2141 and encodes 620 amino acids. The transcript is spliced from 5 exons. Lineage: Eukaryota; Metazoa; Arthropoda; Insecta; Diptera; Cecidomyiidae. The record is from RefSeq and is a predicted model, not a curated record.